Hemisphaericaspora subhashii is the source of this 1323-nucleotide messenger RNA. Its product is annotated as ribosome biosynthesis protein. The record is from RefSeq and is a predicted model, not a curated record. Gene Ontology annotation, cellular component: nucleolus. The transcript has a single exon. NCBI's taxonomy places the organism in Eukaryota, Fungi, Ascomycota, Pichiomycetes, Serinales, Debaryomycetaceae. Bases 1 to 1323 code for a protein of 440 amino acids. Gene Ontology annotation, molecular function: DNA binding; RNA binding. Gene Ontology annotation, biological process: ribosomal small subunit biogenesis; ribosomal large subunit biogenesis.
AUGACCAACUCAUUAGAAGAACGUCUCAAGAUCCAUUCCACCGCCUUUGACGGUCUUCUUUCCUUAAUUCCCGCCAAAUACUACUAUGAUUUAGCAACCCAAGAUCAAUGGAAUGCCAAAAAGAAAUCUAAAUCGGAAAUUUCUCAACAUAAACGAGCUAAAUUAAACCCAGAAAAUCGGGAAAUGGCAGAUGAAUAUGAGAAUUCUCAUGUUUCUGCUAAAGAUGUGAUGGAUAAUUCGGUGAAGAAAGGUGCGAAGAAGGUUGAGUUGCCUAAGAAGUUACCUGCUCCGAUUUAUGACGAUAGCGAAGAGGACGUUGAGAUACCUGAUAUGGAUGUGAGUGGAGACGAAGAAGAAGAAGAAGAACAAAAGGGAGAGGAUGACGAUGAAGGUGAUAUUAUGACUAGUAAUGGAUUAAUAUUUGAUGAUGAAGGGAAUGAAAUAGAAGAAGAAGAACAAGAAAGUAAAUUUGAGAAACAACAAGUUCAAAAGAAUAAGAAGAAGAAACAGGAAUUAAGUCCCGAAGAAAAGAAACAACGUGAUGAGAAGUUGGCAAAAUUAAGAGAACAGCUAGCAAGUAAGAUUACUAAUUUAAAAGAAAAGAGAAAAGCACCAGGUACCAAAGUUAGUGGAGCACCACAAUCUCGUGAACAAAUCUUAGCUGAAAGAAAACGAAAAGAAGAAUUACGUAAAGAAAAGAGAAAGCAUGCCGAGCUUGAAGAUGAUGAUUCUGAUUCUGAUAGUGAAGGUGAAGAUGUGGAUGAAGAAGUAGAACAAGAAGAAAAUAAACUGACUGUUUUGUUUGGAAAUAUUGUUUUCCAAGAUGGAUCUCAAGUUACAUCUGAUUUGACUAAACUUCGUAAUACUGCUGAAAGAAAGAAACAAAAAGGACCAGCUAAUAAUGAUUUAAAGGCCCAUUUAAAUAAGAUUCAAAAGAAGAAAGAGAAAUUAGCAACAUUAUCAAAAGAAGAUCAAACUAAAGUACAAGAAAAAGAGAAAUGGAAGAGAGUGAUGUUACAAGCAGAAGGAGUCAAAGUAAAAGAUGAUGAAAAAUUAUUAAAGAAAGCUUUAAAACGUAAAGAAAAGCAGAAAUUAAAGAGUGAAAUUGAAUGGAAAGAUCGUAAACAGAUUGUUAAAGAUACUGUUGAUGCUAGAGCUAAAAGAAGAGAAGCCAAUUUAAAAGCAAGAAGAGAUAAUAAGAAGAAGAAUGGUGGAGGUAAGAAAUCAAAGCAACAACCAAAAUUAAGAAAAUUCACAGGAAUUGUAAAUAAAAAGAAGAGAGCAGGGUUUGAAGGUAGUGCAAAGUCAAAGGGUAAGAAGUAG